GUUUUAUCAGGCCAACUGUUAACGACGUUAGGCUCUCCAAGAACAUCAACAUACGUUCAAGUGGAUUUUUAUGGACUUCCAUUGGAGCAACUCAAAGGACGAUUCAAAACAAAAAUUGUUCAGAACAACGCAAUUAAUCCAGUUUACUCGACACUUAAAGAUGAACCGUUCGUCAUUGAGAAGAUUCGAUUCCCGGAACGUUCAGUUGUUUAUAUACGUUUAAUGAGUGAUCGUGGUGAACAGCUUGCACAUCGCGUUCUGCCUGUUCAUUUGAUCACAAACGGUUAUCGUCAUGUGAUUCUGCGCAAUGCAGCGAAUCGACCGGCUGGACCUGCGUCACUUUUUCUUCACAUUAAAGUGGAUUUUUACGUGCCUGCUGCUCAUAAGGCUUUACAAGAGGCAUUUGCUGAACCGUUGAAAGUGGCCAUUAAACAAGAAGAGAUGAAAUCGCAUUUUGCGGAUCCGUUGAAUUGUCGAAUGGAAGAAGAGGAAAUUGAGACGGACGAAGUGGAAUCAGACGAAGAAUUAGACUCGAACGCAACCGUAGUGGAUAGUGCUCGAAAACGGAUUGCCUUCAGUAAAAGAAUU
Anisakis simplex (herring worm) is the source of this 588-nucleotide messenger RNA. The record is from the annotation of a GenBank genome assembly. Lineage: Eukaryota; Metazoa; Nematoda; Chromadorea; Rhabditida; Anisakidae.